This is a messenger RNA of Panicum virgatum (switchgrass), 1665 nucleotides long. RefSeq lists its product as uncharacterized. The coding region runs from base 211 to 957 and encodes 248 amino acids. The transcript has 5 exons. The record is from RefSeq and is a predicted model, not a curated record. NCBI's taxonomy places the organism in Eukaryota, Viridiplantae, Streptophyta, Magnoliopsida, Poales, Poaceae.
GGCUAGCCUGCUCCACGGAGGGCGCGGCAAGGCCGCGCCUGUAUUUCUAGUCAUAGCCGCACGUUACAUGGUCAUCUCUUGUUCAGGUGUGUGUACAGGGCCAAAAGAAACCUGUUUUCAAAAAAAAAAAAGCCAAAAGAAACCAGUGGCUUUGCUGUUCUGGUCUGCGUCACUCGACGCGCAGCACCGGCGAGCGCGAGAAAAGAUCACAUGGCCUUGCCCUUGCGCCACUCGACUCCCACUACCUCGACGCUGACCACCAGCCACCACGGCCGCAGCGCCGCCGCCGCCGUCCUCCGACGGCCAACAACCGCUUCUGGGAGCCGUUUCCUGUUGCGCGCGCGGAAGCCGGCAGCUGGGUCCCCUGCCGCGGGAGCCGAUACCGAGACGCCGUCCCGCUCGGAGAACGCCGUCCUGAAGGCGGCAUGGUACGGCUCCGAGCUCCUCGGCAUCGCGGCGUCGCUGCUCCGGCCGGCGCCUUCGUCUCCGGAGGGGGAGGCUGGCGGUGAUGCGGAGGGAGGCGCGGCGGGGGCCCUGGACCGCGCGGGAGUGGUCGAGGCCAUCAAGGAGGACUUCGCGCGAUCCUACUUCGUCACAGGGAAUCUCACGCUGAGAGCUUACGAGGAGGACUGCGAGUUCGCCGACCCGGCGGGUUCGUUCAGAGGCCUGCAGCGCUUCAAACGGAACUGCACGAACUUUGGGUCUCUGCUGGAGAAGUCGAACAUGAAGCUCACCAGAUGGGAGGACCUGCAGGACAAAUCAAUUGGGCACUGGCGUUUCAGCUGCGUCAUGUCGUUCCCGUGGAGGCCUAUUCUAUCAGCAACCGGAUACACUGAAUACUACUUCGACGCUGAAUCAGGGAAGGUGUGCAGGCAUGUCGAGAAUUGGAACGUUCCCAAGAUGGCGCUCCUGCGGCAGAUUUUCAGGCCAAGCCGAUGGGUCUGGGAGAAGCGCUAGCUAAAGGCGUGCAACUAUGCAAGAGUCGCAGCAGUAUGUCUACGUUCCAAAUGUAUCUUACCUACGUAGAUUUGUAACAUACCCUAGGGAUCACAUCACAUGACAUGUGCCAGCCCAAAAUAGAAAAGUGAUCUUAGGACAAGGAAAUUUAUAUUUACAGUAUAUGGGAGGAAAUUUAGGCCCAUCUCAGUCCGUAUUCCAGAACCUUCGGACCAUAUUUCUUCAUGGGCCUGGCCCAUUAUACAAAGAUAGGGUCCUUCUAGGGUUUCUUGUAUCGACGUCUUUAUAAGCAGAUGCUCUGGAACGGAGAGGCCUGGGCAUUGCGGCGUUGGCUCCGGACUGCAAUGGCGGCUGUAUCUCCUCUGUUCCACGUCGAGCCGCCCAGGGGUUUAUUCAACCUUGGUUUAUUCAUCUGAUGCUCACUUUCUUAGUGCUAUAUCUCUGAUUUUUUCUUUUGGCAGUUUCUGCGAUUCGUUUGGUUUCCUCUCUCUUGUGCGAUGGUACUGGUCAGAUGAUGAGAGAAUAACUGCAACAAUAUGAUCCAUGAUCUGAUUCUUAGUAUAUAAGUCUCUGAUGACCUAUCUCCUGCCAUUGCUAGUUUUUUUUCUUGUCGUGGUUGCCUUUUCUUUUACGUUUGUGAAUCUGAAUCCGCGCUGGAUGUGAUGAAGAAAAGAUUGGUCCGUGUUUCUGAUUCUCAGUGACUGAUAA